Messenger RNA from Anneissia japonica, 3402 nucleotides. RefSeq names its product angiopoietin-1 receptor-like. Lineage: Eukaryota; Metazoa; Echinodermata; Crinoidea; Comatulida; Comatulidae. Bases 51 to 2234 code for a protein of 727 amino acids. The record is from RefSeq and is a predicted model, not a curated record. Gene Ontology annotation, molecular function: protein binding; scavenger receptor activity. The transcript is spliced from 14 exons.
CAGAUUUGUAGACCUACUACGGUGUAAUCGUUACAGCUAGGUUUCUAAAGAUGUACGUCGCGUGUAGAGGGUUACUUAUUAAAAUGGUUAUAACAGUCUACUUGUACCGACCUACGGAACCAUCAGGUCCAUUGGAUAUAACAUUCUUCUCUAAAUCACCACACAGUUCAGAUGUCCGUGGAUACGCACUUAAUAAUGACAAAACAGCAGAUUUAUCUUUAGGGAUACUGUACAAGAAUGGGAAGGAUAAUGUAACCUGGGCUGAUACUGGAUGGGAUAGAAACCAAAUGACUGAAGGCAUAGUAACAUUUGACAUGCCAGAUAAUAAAACUUUUGACACAAGAAGCCUCAUAGCAUAUAGGGUAUAUAGACCUUUUGUGUUUCUCGCUGUUACCGAUUUACCAAGCUCUGAGAGAGUAGGUGUGUUUUCAUUUGAAGCUACUACAUCUAUCGUAGUAACUAAGUCAGCAAUCGUUGUGACGUCAUCAACCUCCAGAAUUAGAAUGCAGUUUCGAACGUUGACUGUCGGCAUUGGAGAAUCCGUCACAAUCAGUCUCAGUGAAGACAGCGGUUAUAACAAUUUCCGCUGGAGACAUAAUUAUGGUGAUGCAAUUCAAAUGUGGAACGAUAACUCGUCCGUUACGAUAGAAAAUAUACGCGCUAAAGAUGACGGGGUAUAUGAAUCUUAUAGAGCUGACAGUCCAGAAAACAACCGCGGAGUAAUGAGACUCAUUGUUAGAGAUUGUCCACUGCCAAAAUGGAAUCCCCCUGAAUGUGAGAUGGAUUGUCCAGUGUGUUAUAAUGGUGGAGUUUGUGACGACAAGAUCGGUUUUUGUAUUUGCCCCGCAGGUUUCACAGGGGAUAACUGUCAAACACCUUGUGGGUCAAACAACUGGGGUCGUAAUUGUGAUGUUGUUUGUGCGUCGUCUGAUGCUGAAGCUUGUAAAGGAAAACUUUUAUGUCCGCCUGACCCAUUCGGAUGCACAUGCAUCAACGGAUACGGAGGGGACGAUUGCAAUACAGAAUGUGAUGCUGGGUACUAUGGAGCAGAUUGUCGUCAAGUAUGCCACUGCAAUUCAAGCAACUGUGACAGAAAAGCAGGAUGUACAUCCGGGUCAACGUGCUCGGAUGGGUACACGGGAACAGGGUGCCAAGAAUUACUGUCGGAUCUGUCUUGUCCGUCUGGUUUCUUUGGUGUGUUGUGUAACUAUCCAUGCCAUUGUAAAGACUCGACUGAUUGUAAUCGUGAUGGAAGCUGUGGAAAUGGAUGCCAUGAAGCAUGGGCUGGAGCCGACUGCAGCAUAGCACUACCUUACAGUUCCAAACCGCCAACAGUUUUGAAUCGAACAGCAACCACCCUCAAGAUUUACGCCUGCAGCUGGGAUCCAUUUCAAGACUUCGGAACAGGAAAUAUUACUGGAUGUAAGUUAUGGUACAGAACAUCACCCACAAGUACAUUCACUACAGUUGAUAACAUUGAAAACGGUGUAUGUACCAUAGAAAAUCUCUUACCACACACGACUGUUGAAUUCUACACACAGCACUCGAGAUUAGUUGGCGGCGAAGAUACUUAUGGACCACCUAGUGGUCGUGGAUCAACAGAGACUAUAUGCACAAAGCCUUUAGAAGAGCCAGAAAUAGAAUUGGAAACAGUGAAUGGUAAUGAGAUUAUCCUAACAUUGAAGCCUGUCUCUAAUACUCAUGAACAAAUCCAAUGUGAUGAUAUACUUCGAUAUCAAGUACGAUAUCGAAGCAAAGAUGGAAAUGAACAUGGCAUUGUCAACACAACAGGCGGUUCUCAAACAAAAGUCAAGAUAUCGGGAUUAUCAGAAUGUGUUGCUUAUGACGUGGACUCUAGAGCUGUUAAUAACGAAGAGAUUGUUGGGGAUUGGGGAACGCUUGUAGUGGUACAAACAGCACCAUCAGUGCCAUUUAUUACCGAAGAUUCAGUACUUAGGGAAAUGUCUUUAUCGAUGAAAUGGAAUGCUGCUAUCUGUAACACCCAAGAGCAGGUGAUAUACCAUUAUGAGCUAUCAGGUGGAAUAGAUCUCCAAGGAAGUACAGCAGACACUGAAAUUCUUAUCAAUGAAGGAAUUGUACCAUGUACACAGUAUACGUUUAGAGUGUUAGCUUCGCACUUGAACGUCUACGGAACACCAGAUAUUGAGGAGGUUACGUCUGCUGCAGAAUGUAGCAACAGCAAAUAUCAAAGGAUAUGGAAAUUAUUCAUCUAGUUUACUUGUCGAAACAGAAGAAAAAAGAUGUAAAUGUAGCGUGUACAUAGUUGUUUUGAUUUUAUCGUUUGUUCUAUCAACGUUUCUACUCAUUUGCACAGCUUAUUUGAUAAUUCUCAACAGAAAACUUAAGAAGACAAAUCCUCCGAUAACAAAAGAGAGCAACGUAAAUAAUACACCUAAUUACUACGUCAAUGAGGACUUUGUAAGGAGUCAGGCAGAAGAAGCGACUUACGAGACACCACAACAAACUGAACAAGACUCAUACGAAGAACUAACUUACAGACAAGCUGCUUGUGAUUCCUCUACUGAAAAGGCAUUGGACGGCACGUAUGAGAAUUUACCGCCACCAUGAGGGUCACUUUACAAAUUACACUGAUGUGUAAUGAUGUGUGAUAUGUAUUUUUAUAAAGAAAUUCUUGCGUGUAUUUUGUAUAUCCCGUAAUUACUAUAAAAUUAUUUGAAUUUUAUUUUAACAUUAGUUAUACCAAAUUGUAGUAAAGUUAUUCUAAAUGUUUAAGAAGACGCUUAGAUUAUUAUGCCUAAUGUAAUUGACGUUAAUCGUGUUUCAAAUUCAAAUGACAUUUAUUCAAUAAUAGUGUAAAAUACAAAAAAAAAUGUUUAAAAAGAGUGUAAAAGGUCCGGUAUAUAAAAUAAAAAUUAAAAAAAAUAUACCAUCAUUGGAAUCAUGCUUAGAAGUGAAAAUUGUCUCAUCAUGACCCCAUAAAAAAAAAAAAAAAACCAAACAAACAAAUAGGUUUUAAAGAAGAUUGCCCACUCUCGGGAAACUGCCUCACCUCCACAAUUAUUUAUAAAGCUACAAUCACAACAAACGAAGAAUCGAAGCAUUACAUCGGGCUCACAGAUACCGCAUUUAAAACCCGAUAUACAAAUCAUAAGCACACAUUCAAUGCACCAAAACACAGAAAUAGCACAGAACUUUCAAAGUUCAUAAUGGAAACUAAAAGACAGCAAAACACAAUACAACAUCAAAUGGUCCACUAUUGAUAGAGCCUCAUCCUACUCACCCAAAACAAAGCGAUGCAAUCUAUGCAACGCAGAAAAAUUUCAUAUAAUUUAUGCAGACAAACAAUCUACUUUGAACAAAAGGCACGAACUCCUUUCAAAAUGCAGACACCGUGCCAAAUCCCUACUCAAAAACACAUAA